AAGAACGUCAAUGUCGUUUGUCAUUCGCGAAGCCUAUUCAUCGCAAACAAAAAUAGUGUUAAAGUGUAAGAAUCCCUCCGUACUUGCAAUGAAAUGUCGUUCCGAGGUCGAGUACUAGGGCUGGUGGAGGUAGUGUUACGAGUACCACCCCUAUUCGUCAUCGAUGAAAUCCUCAAAAUCGGAAUUUCGGGGUUUGGGGAGCUGCACGAACGCAUCCUCUCCCCAACAACAGUCUUUUAUGGGGUUCCAGACCCAGAAGACCAUGUUUUCGAAAAUACAACCACCACUAGUCAAUUUUACGACCCAAUGGUCUACGGAGUGGUGUUUGGGUACUUUCUCAGACUGUCCUUGUCAACCCUUGGAUGCGCGGCAGCAAUCGGAAUGUUCAUCCUGAGCACCAAGCACCUGAUGGUGGUGUACAUGUACCUUAUGUCCGUCGGCCUAGUUCUGACCUCCUAUUGGAGCAACGCAACAGCUGUGAAAACUGCUCUACAAGCAUCUGCAACGAACGCCACAUUGACGGCUAUACCGGACCUCCUCACCCUGAACUUCAGACGGCUCUUCCAUGAUAACUACUGGCUGGUGCGCCUAUUGCAGAACCACUUGUUGCAAACCACCAUGGCGAUCAUUUUCUUCAACAUCCAUCUGGGCCCGAGGCCUAAGCUUUUACAGAAGAUUCUACCUCUUUGCUUCAUAGUGCCGUCAAUUUUGGCAGCACUACCACUCCCUGCUGUGGUACUGAACUACAUGCCUGUGUUGGCUGCGAUUUUACCACUUCUGCUUGUUAAGUUUGUCUUGUUCUCGUCGAUAUUCCAGAUUAGUCAAUCAGUGUAUUCUGGGUACAUUCAAGCGAAGAAUUUUGUGACGAAUUUUGGGGUUUCGGCGCUGAUCGAGUUUGAGUGGUUGCGACUGAAUGUGCCCGAGGUUCUGAGGACAUUUUGGACCUUGAGGGUGCUAGAGCGCAUCGCUAUAUUUUUUCUGUCUGGGUCUUGGUCUGUCGAGGACGGAAAUUCUCCAUACUUCAGGUUGAUCAAGUUCCUCAUGGUGACCGGUUGCGACACUCUAACUGCCGUACUGGGUAUCACCAGCGUGGUAUCGUAUGUCUGCAACUACAUAGGCAAGUUCUUCCAAUGGAUCUUGUUGACGGACGACGAAGACGAUAAGAACUUUGGCACCGUUUCCGCUAUAGUUUUCUACAUUUUGGCACUACAAACUGGCCUGACCGGCUUAGAGCCUGAAGUCCGAUUCGUGCGACUCUGCAGGAAUUUUUGCCUACUGUUCACUGCUCUACUUCAUUUCACGCAUAACGUGGUGAACCCACUUCUGAUGAGUCUGAGCGCCUCGCAUAAUCCGUCACUCAAAAGGCAUCUACAUGCUUUACUAGUCUGCGGAGUCCUAGUCGUCCUUCCAUUGAUCUUGAUGUAUUUCCUGUGGAAGACUCAAGAUACCUCCACGUGGCUGCUAGCCGUUACGGCUUUCAGUAUCGAAGUGAUAGUUAAAGUCUUCGUGUCUCUAUCGAUUUAUUCGCUGUUUCUUCUGGACGCGAGGCGGGAAUCAUUCUGGGAGAAGCUAGAUGAUUAUAUCUACUACAUCAGGGCAUUUGGAAACACCGUGGAAUUCUGCUUCGGCAUUUUCCUGUUCUUUAACGGGGCGUGGAUCCUGAUGUUCGAGAGCGGCAGUACCAUCCGUGCCGCGAUGAUGUGCAUCCACGCGUACUUCAACAUCUGGUGCGAUGCGAAAGCGGGCUGGUCGGUGUUCAUGAAACGCAGGCUGGCCGUGAACAAAAUCGAGAGUCUACCGGAAGCGGAGAAGGAGCAGCUGAGGAUACUGGACGAUGUGUGCGCCAUCUGUUAUCAGGAGAUGCAGACGGCGAAGAUCACUAGAUGCAAGCAUUUCUUCCACGGCGUUUGUCUGCGGAAGUGGCUGUACGUACAGGACAGGUGUCCGUUAUGCCACGAGAUACUGCACUGUAUGAACACCGACGAAAAAAGAAACGACGCGUCGAACAACGAACAACCGUUGAAUUUGCCAGACCCAAAUAACUACGAUAGGUGAUAGGUCUAAACGAUGGUGAUUUUUAGGAUAUAUAUUUCAUAUAUUUUUGUGUAUGGGAGUGUUUAUGCAUAGCAGCAACAGACCAAAAUGUGAGUUUUAUGGACUUUAUACAACUAUAUUUUUACUUAUAAAAGCGUGAUUUGUCAUUUUCGGUUUGAUUCUUUAAACGCUAUGACACGCUAUUUUAUUUUUUCUGAUGCACGAUUUUCGAUCUUUUAUUACGCAAUUAGUAAUAUUUCAAUGGAUCGACGCAAUGAUGAACUAUGUCUAGUCCAAUCGCAGAGUGUGAAAAGUCUCGCAACAAAAAUUAGUUGAUUGUAGCGAACACUUGGAAAAUCAUUUGAAAUUAUAUUAUCUGUAAAAUAGUCGAGAUCCUUUGAUUCUCCGAAUGCAGUUUAUAUCAAACUAAUAAAUAAAUCCGUUUAACUAGAGUUGCCUAUCGGCAGCUUGCAUCAAAAAGGUUUGGUUCUAGGUGAAAAGUAAGUGUUUUGUAAAAAUAUCUGUUGACAAUGGUAAUGUGGAUUGCUACCAGCAAUAAGUUGGCCAGUAGUUGUAGUAGUAGUAUAGUAGUAGUAGAGGUGGUGGGGAGAGGAAGCCUGGCAACCAUGCCAUCUAAAUAGGAUCCUUUUUGACUACCCUGUUUUACCAUUUGGUAGUGGUUUAUUCGUACACUGGUCAGAGGCUUGUCGGUGACUGUGUCUGGGAUCCGGCCGUGUGAAUUCCGUUUACACACCGAAGCAGCAUGACCGGAAUCCGAGUGGCCGGAUCUGGUACACGGUCACAGUCAGGUUGUCGACUGCUGUACGAUCAAAGCAUACACUUUAUUUCUAUAGCCAAUCAAAAGCGUAUCACAACGGUGACCUUUUUCAGUACAUUGACUUUUUAUGUGUACAAUGUAAAAUUACCGGGGUUGGACGCGUAUUGAUAUACCGCUGCAAAAAAUAAGAUAUACCCUCCCUCACCUCCUAUAACGCCAGGAUGACCCCCAACCCCCGAUUUUUAAACCCUCCAAUUUUUUUUCUGGUAAUGAUCAGGAGCAUCUGAAACAUCCAAAAACGAAGUUUGGAUGUUAUUUUUUUUUGUUUUUGCCCUUUACGUCGCCUCCGCUGGACCGAUUUUCAAAAUAUACAAGGAUUUUUUGGCCUUGGCAUAGUGGUUAUCUCGUGUGAAAAUUUCAUCAAAAUCCGAAUGGUCGUUUCCAAGUUGUAGAACCUCCCCACCAUCUUACAACCCGCAACCCCCUAAUUUUAACCCCUCUAAAAAAAUUCUUACUAAGUUGUAAGAUUAGCGGACAGACCGACGGAAGUGAGUAACAUGGUUUUUCGUGAUGUACAGUAAUGGACAAAAGUAUAUAGACAAAUUAAUAUUGUGCUGUAUUUCUUUUUUAACUUGUUUUAUUAAUAUACCAACCUGUAUACAUACUUCGUUAUAGCAUAAUACUCACUUAUACAUAAAUAAAUUCAUUAGACUUCCUUCAAUAAAAAAUUAAUUGAAAAAACGAACUAUGAAGGACAAAAAUAUAUACACAAAGCAAAAUAAAUAUAGAAAAAAGGAGUUCAUUGAAUUAUAGAAAACCAACCAUGAUUGUGUUAAUAUUUUGUAGCGUAACCAUUAUUAUCAAUCACCGCCUGGCAUCGUCUCGGCAUAGAUUGUAGAAGUUUCUUGAUAUAAGAUUCAUCAAUAUGUCUCCCCUUUUGAUCUAAAGCGGCAAAAAGUUCAUCCUUGUUUGAAUAAUGUUUAUCUCGUAUUUGCUUAUCUAAGUAUUCCCAUAGAUUUUCAAUGGAGUUUAUAUCGGGAGACUGUGAAGGCCAUUUGAGAAUUGGUAUUUUUUCAUCCAGAAAGAAUUUCUUUGCCGGAUUUGAAGUGUGCUUCGGGUCAUUAUCUUGCUGGAAGAUUGAUCUUAAGGGCAUAGUGUCUUCCAUAUAGGAUAACAUGACAUGCUUUAGUAUGUCUGUGUAUACAAACUUAUCCAUAAUGCCAUCUAUUCUAUGUAAAGGUCCCAUCUUAAACCCCGAACAGCACCCCCAAACCAUAGCAGACCCGCCUCCAUGUUUGACAGUGGGCAAAGUACUUGGGGUUCAAUCUUUGUCCGCUAGGAGGUCUAACGUAAUGAACACCAUCUGAUUCAAACAUAUUGAACUUGGAUUCGUCACUGAAACAUACCCUCUUCCAGUCACAGAUGCUCCAAUCAAGAUGUCAUAUAACAUUAAAAAAACGCAAUAUCUCAUUUUAGAUUUUUUUCGAAAUUACAGUACUUUCUCGCCAGUGUGGUUUGGUAAGUGAAAGGAAGUAUUUUUAUUUAUUAGUCUUUUCAGGGUCUUCUUAGUAGUAAUCUAGUACUUUAAUCAUAAAUAGAUUAUCUAAGGGCCGUAUUGUCAGUCGUUCCUACAAUUGUAGGACGCCUUUAUGGCCUCCUUGACUUUGAUAGUUUUCUACAGUACCAUGUCAGCGCUCUAUUUUGAGGUUAUAUUACAAAUAUCUAUUUGCAUCAAAUUAUUCAGGCUUUUUUUAUUUAUAUCAGCCUGAAAUUUUCUGCAAUUAGAAAAGAAAACAUAAAUUCACAAUAUGAGAGCGCUGACGCUAAUACGGAACCGUGGAAGUCUAGAAAUACCCCAGCCUUUCUGAAGGAGAGAAAAGACUAUGAAAAUCAAAAAGGUCAUGAAAACGUCCUACGACUGACGACACGGCCCCAAUCUGUUUUAAAUAGAAAAUACAUCAAGUUGGAGUUUCAUCGAUAUUUCCACGAUCGCUCAAUCUAUUUACAAGUGUUACAAGUUUUGGCACUUUUUGAUGUCGCCAUGACGACGGUGUUACUUUUCGUUUACAUAUCAUCGAUUACAAAAAUUGGCCCUAAGGUAACCGAUUGUUGGGUAAACCAGCUCCAACGAUGUUAAUUCCGAUGCCGAGAUUUGAACCCCCGCGACCUGUGGAGACGAUGACCAGCCGCCGUCACAGGAAAAUACUAGGCUUCCCAGUCCGUUUAAGUUAGCCAUAUCAUUACGUUUUGUGUUUGCAUUUGAAAUUACAAUAACAUCUAUCAGUAUGUUUGAAUUAAAUGACCUAUACCCCAUUCGUAGUCCAUUUACGCCCAGACAAAACAAAGCAUGCCCAAAAGCGAGAUUGUACAGGUCCGUAUUUUCCUCAAUAGUCUUGGAAUAAUCUAUCAAGAUAAAUGAUUAUAUUUAUAGAAAGAAGUGCGCAUACUUUUCACAAUUCUUUUUUCGCUUUAAUUACUUGAAUCAUCGUCCGAGUGGUUAAUAUUAAUUAUUACAAGUUCGAUUUGAAUAUCGACCAUAUUGUCCAGAUCCCACAUAUUUGUUUCAAUUGUCUCUUGAACGUGACGGAUGCAAUCCUUCCAAUGGUUUGCCGUCACUGUUGACAGCUUCAAAAAACAAAUUUUUCACGUCAGAAAAUUUGAAAGUCCUAUUGUUUGAAGCCGCAUAGUUUUUUAUAUUUGCCCAAAUCAUUUCAAUGGGAUUAGGGAUAAGGGGGUAGCCUUCAAACGGUCUUAUUUUGGUUUUUAGCCAUUUCGUCAAUGAUAUUAAGAUUAUAUUUAUAUUUGUGCUGCCUGACUAGAUGUAUAAGUUCUGCUUUGACCAUAUUUUCAUUGAAACUAGUGACAUUGUGGGAAUUUUUUCUAGUUUUAUAGUGUGGUAUGCAGCAUUAUCAAGUACAAUGACGGAAUUGUCGUCCCAUACUUUAGGUUUUGUACGUCCUGCACUUAUCCACAUUUCAUCCAAGUAAUAAAUCUUCCUGCCCUGGUCGCGGUACUUCUUUAUUGAUUUUAAAUAAUUUCUUCUACAUAAAAUAAUCUCUUGGCGGUCCAUCAAAAUACUAUCUCUGUCAAGACUUCUAUACUCGAAGCUCUUUGAGUGAACUAAGUAUACAAAGUAGUCUUUUUGAAAGUAAGUAAGUCUUCAUCACUAUUAACCUCCUCUAAUACUUUAUCCAUUGGUGGAAGUUCCUGCAGUUUAAAAAAUUGUUGGACUUUGCGGCUGAUGGCAUUCCGAUCAAAGUUAUCAACUGUAUCCAACAGCUUCGUGUAAAGCAGCCUCUUGUGUGGUGGAGACAUUUUUUAUUUUUUUUAUAAUCUUCAACAAUACUGAAAAUUAUCUUAGGACAUAAGCCUGUGCCGCGCUGCAUGUUUGUUGUGCGUAAAUGGACUACGAAUAGGGUAUAAUACUGCACCUACUAAUGAUUGCUUUUUGGGAUGUUAUUAGGUUAUUAUAUUUGUACUGUGACCAGCUGACUGAUAGCAAAACAAGCACUUUAUGCUAUUUGACUGGUUGGUUUUAUUUUUUGCUUGCUUGCAACUGAUGAAACCUAGAUUUCAGUUUUACAGUCUAGUUUAUUUUGUUUGCCACUUGAAACUGUAAACUAGCAUUAGGCUAUCCACAUCGCGAUUGGGCUAGGGCCUUUCAGUUUCCGCCGUCUCGCCUCGUAACUGGUUUUGAAGAAAUUACGUUUCAUCAUGAUAAUAACCUCCAACGUUAGGAGGCACAUACUUUUUAAUGGGCUCGACUUAUUUUCCAUCUUUAGAUAGUAUAGUGUAAACGCUACAGUGAAUAUCCAUCUGUAUGCUGUAUAUUACAAGACAUAUCAGAAAUUGGGUAUCCAGAUCCAACCCAGAGUUGAAUAGAGAGCCAUCUUUUUAUUUCUUAUUGUUACCUAUAUGAUUACAGAUUUUACUUACUUUAUUUUGGUAGUGUCUUUUUGUCCAUCUUAAUCAAAUUGUUGAUGUAAGUAGAAACCUAGAUUAUACGUUUUUGCUGCCAAUCACUACAGUGCAGCUUACGCGCUCUUAUCAUGUGAAAAUUGCGACUCAGUUUAACAACAACUGUUGGUGUCAAACGCAAAAAUUUCUACUACGGUUGUUCAGCAGUUACGACUAGAUAACCGACUAACUACAGAGACUGCGCGUCCCUGAAGUUGGUUGCAGAUUAGCUGGCCAUUCGUACUGGUUCUUUCGCGCGGAAGAUCCUGAGGCGUCUAAGAAAGGCAUGUGAAAUCAUUGGGUAGACGUUGCUAGGUGCUACACCAUAUGAGAAAACUGGAAGGGAUUUUAGGCUUUUUUCCACCUGGAGCGGCUGGUACUUACCAUAGAAAGACCGCGCCACGUUAAUGGGUCUCAAGUAUACAAGUACAAGUAACUAUUAUGUCAACCGUCGUAUUUUGUUCUGGUCAACAACGCGUUAUUUAGAAAUGUUCCUUCGUACACAAGCAAGAUUUUAACGCAAAGAUGUCACUUGCUGAUCAGCUCUUCACUUCAGUAGGUGUAAAAACGAAAUGGAUGGAAAAAUACUCUACUAAAUCUUAGGGGUCUAAGGAGACUAAAAAAAUAUAUGUAAAAGACAAACAAAAAUUCGGAUAUAUACGGUGAGGUUGAAAUUUGGCUAGCGUGCAAUAGGUACUAGUUAGAAAGAGUGUCCAGAAGGCUUGACCUCGUACUCGGCUUGCUAGGCAACGAGGUACACAUUACGACGUCAGUGGUAUUGGAUGACCAUUAAAACAAAACUAUAAAGGAAAAAACACGUAUGUUCUUUUAUUGGUAUCAAAUAUGUUACAAAGGCCUGAUAAUUGCGUUUCGAUCUUUAAAAUCGCAUACUUUUUAGCUAAUCAUAUUUUCUCCAAAUCCAGCAUUGUAUCUUCAAUUCUCGCCCAUAGCUACAGAAAAAUGUGCAUAGGUAUAUUUUUCUGUCGUUUUUCUCCAACAAGCAUGGGGUUUCAAAAACAGACCAUUCCAAAUGAUACGUCAAAUGAUACACAUAUUUCACACUUUCUAGAUAGCGAGAACUUAAAAAUGACCAUCACACAGAAAAGCUCGACAGUAUUGUUAUGUCGGCCUUUCCGCAAUUAAAUUCAUACCUAAGUUAUUUGUCUCGACCCGUUAGUAUCACCAUAGAUCCAUUUGUUUGUAUGUACCCAGCAACCAGAUAAACAUAAUAAGCUUCGGUGACUCCUUUUCUAAUUACAUACCUCACUCAGCAUCAUUCGCUUGGCUGGAAAACUUAUUUACCGUCUCCUACAUGCUUGGCAAAAUUGUCAGCAGUGAGCCUCUCGCCGAGCGACUGCUUUAGUUGGUUCUGCCGGUCAACUCAUCUACAGGUAAGGUAAAUCGUCUGGAAAUAUAGUCGUGUAUGGGCAAUAACAAUAUUUUCCGCGGGAAAGAAUAUGUGUGUAUGGCCAGCUAUUCGCCAGCGACGCGGCGGUAUUCAGUGUAAUUGGCAAAGCAGUGCCAGAGAUGUGUGUGGGUUCAAAUCCCGCUGGUGCCAAAUUUCUACCAGUGUGUCAUGUUCUGAUGGAUGAAAAAUCUUUAAGCAAGAUUUGAUUGAGUUCACUUAUUAAUUUUUCAUUGAUAUGGGUUUAAGAUUUACGUAUUUAAUUUUUUCUUGUAUAUUAUGUGAGGUAUAUAUUUUUCUGCUUGUAUGAAUGAGCCAGGGUGUUUGAAGAAUCUCACGAUUCCAAUUUUCUCUAUUUGUGGAGUCAAGCUGUAAGCCAGUGUUCCAAAAGUUGGGAUUUUUCUUUUCCGAAAUAACGACUCUUGUAUUAGCAAAGCUAGUGUGCUUUCAAUCAGUAGCGAUAAAAUAAAACAAAAAUUUGAACAAAAUACUCAAUUUGAUGAGAAAUCUCCGAUUCGAAAACAUUUACCAUAAACUUACAUCAUAUCUUAUAAAAUCAAACGUCAAAAAAAAAAAAUUCAAAAUUUACGUUGUAGAUUCAUUAACAACUUAAGAAAAUAUGAUCAUAUCAGCUCAUAUUUCGAAUAGCUGAAUUGGUUGAAUAUUGCAAAAUUGUACAAUGUCUAAGUAAAUAUAAAAAUUACCCCCUAAGGUAUUAGAAUCUGAAUCAAUCGAAAUUAAAGCAUGCUGAGUCAAAGGGCCUUAGCCUGAUUUCGAUGGAUGUCGGCUCUGAGAACCCCUAACAUCACAAACGUGUUUUUUUUUCGAAAAUAGUUUUUUACGGUUGCAACUUUGCGCUAAAAAAAAAUGAAAAAAAAAACUGCUGUUGCUACAUUGGUAUAUCCUAUAUAACUUUAUUUUUUAUAGAUUUUUAGAACUUGCAGGGUCGAGAAAAUAUUUUUUUAAUUUUAUUUUCAAUUUUUUUGAUAGAUAAUGAGGAUUUUGCAAACAAAAAAUCCACUGUGUAUCAGUGCUUUCUCUGGUUAUUUUCGGAUCCACUAACAACAUGAUUAAAAUAUCAAAAAAUCGGAAACCGCACUUUCCAAUGUUAGACUUUUUCAGAAUUAAAUAUAAUAGCUUUGCUAACUCAAAAACUCAACAUAUAGAUUUUUUUCUAUUCUUCCAGGUUCCAGAAUCAAAACUUUCAUUUGUUUCCUGAAAAAUUGUAAAAAUAGGAAAAACCGCAUUUACGAUGUUUUUCUUUGAUUUUUGAUGCUUUUGCUCAGGAAAUAGCUGGAUAACACAAUAACCCACUAUAUGGAUGCAUUACCUAGGUUUUUUUUUUUCAAUUUUCAAUUGUGAAUCGUGGUCCGGAAAAUAAUGAAAAAGGAAAAACCGUGUUUUCCCUGAUUACGCUUCAAUUUUUGACAUACUUGGUCAGCAAAAGAAUGCUUGGCUAAAUCAAAAAAGUACACAUAUGCGUGGAUUGAAUUGUUGUGUUAGCGAAGUUAUAAUCUCCUGAAAGUGGGAGGUUUUUCGAUUUCUGGCGAUUUUUUGGUCAAAAAUUCAAUAUUCUGUUAGUGGAAAAGAACGCUAAAGAGCACUGAUAUUCAGUGGAUUUUUCAGUUUGCGAAAUUUUCGUUACCUAACCAAAAAUUCGAAAAACAUUUAAAAAAAAUCACCCACAAACCUAUAAAAAAUGUAACAAUCCAGCAUCAGUAAUCUUUUCAAAAUUUUUUGAGCAAAAUUACACCCGUGAAAAAAUAUUUCCGAAAAACACGUUUCUGAUGAUAUAUAUAGCCAACCUAUCAAUCUGAAAAAUUGUAUCAGAUGAUUUGACCAUCAUUUUGCUUUCUCGAAACUCUACAGCUGUUGUUUGUUUUUUUCUAGAAUGCGCAGUUUCCGAAAUAUUCAGGUGGGGAGAUUAAAAUCUGACACUGUGUAUAAUAAAAAAAUUUCUCAAUUUGGAUCACUUCUUGGAUUCAUGUUGGUCAGUAGUUACUUAUAAUUUAUAUUAUUAUAUAUUAUAUAUUAUAUUUUAAUUAAUGUUUUUAUAAUUUGAAAAUAUCUUACUAAAGCUUUUUGAGGUUCACCAGUUCCGGCAACAUCGCUGAAUAAGAAAAAAAUGUUAUCCUUAAAUAACAGAGCUUCUUAUUUCCAUAACGGAGAACGAAGGACCGUCUUGCUACUAGUAAGACUCAGAAUAACGAAAAUCAUGUCCAAGGAACAAAAUAACUUUGCUAAAAAGUUCUAAUAAUUCCGUGGAAAGCAAGCAGUUUUUUGUCUGAACCUAGUAUCUUGGUUAUCCUAGGUCUUUUGUGUAUGAAUACGCUCUGUUAAGGAAAGUGCCAACUUUGAGGACAUUGUAUACGUAUAAUAAAUCACCAAUAAAUUAUAUAUAAAAAUACAUUUGCAAAAAUAUAUACUAUAUUUUUACUGCUGUGAUACAUGUAUGGUUGCUUUCGAAAUAUUUAACAUGCGUAGAGGUAUACUGGAUUUCGAUAAUGACGAAAAAUGAGUAAUUUGAAAAAAUUGUAGGACAAAAAUAUGCUAGAUUUUUAGUGAUUAUUUCAUCUCUUGGCUUGCGGAUCAAUCAAUUUUGCAUGCUUUUUGAAAUACGAGUAGAGUUCUAUUCAUUUCACGGUGGUAGAAAAUGUAUGCAGUACUACUACACUAUAUUUGUAUAACUCCCCAGUUUUGCAUUUGAGAUUACACAAAAUGUUAUUUUGAAUUGCAAAUGCUUUUUUUGGAAGGUCCAGUAUACAAGCGUUAUGCAGGGUAUAAAAACGAGGUAGUUUUUGGUUUCAUGUAGUUACUACGUAAUUUAUUAUAAAAGAUAUGGAAGGUUAUAGCCAAUACAAUUGGAAGUCAAAUUGCAAGUAUUUAUCUAGUUUAUCAUUUCUGUUAAUCGUUAAUUCAAAAAUGUCUUCAAUAAUACUUUUGUAACUUACAUGUAAAAUCAAUAACAUCAGUAGUAAUCACUUUAAGAUGUUUUCUUCUUCAAAGACAUCCAUUAAAUUUAAAAGUAAUGUAGUUACUUAUCUUUAAGGGUACACAUAAGAUUUUGGUAAUUCUAGCACACUUUAGCUUGGAAAAAAUCAAAUUAUGUAUAAUUCGAAGAUAUAUUUUAUGAAGAAGACCUGUGCAUGUUGAAGAUUAUGUUAAUACUGAAAUAGUAAUUCAUAUCUGUUCUCAGUUGAGUUGAGCUUUAUCUCGUAUACCUGUUUUAGUAUACAAUAUGGCCAAACCGCUUUUUUUAAUCUCUUAAUACGUACUGGCUAGUGAUUAUGUUAACACUGAACGAAAUAGGAUAUGCUUUAUUUUUAGGAAAUCUCAGAAUUCUGUAUGUGCAUACAGCAAACCUUAGGAACGCAGGUUUACUUUUUCCUUUGGUGUACCAUAGUGAAUUCUGAGGAAACCUAAUGCAUCCAUUAAACAGUAACAUACAAUAUAUCGAAGUAUUGCAGAAAAAUAUUUUUGAAAAAAUUAUUGUCUCUUUCUUUUAGAGCUGCCUAGCAAUAGCAUCGUUUUAUAAUACCUUUUUACUUUAGCACUUAAGAAAUAAUUUCUUUAUACACGCCACAUUUUUGGAAGUCAAUACUUUUAACUAAGACCACUCUAGUGUAUAUUUUUGUUAAAACUUCUAUUUAUACAGUCCUAAUUUUUGUAAAUAAACCAUGUACAGUUACAUAUGCUAUGAAUACAUUAUAAAUGUUAAGUGUAUAUGUUAUUUGUUUUUCAUUCAAUAAAUUUAAUGUGUAUUCUAUAUAGCACUUAUCUGUAUAGAUGUUGGUGGUAUAGAAUACAAUAAAACGUAUCCUA
Molecule: messenger RNA, 11996 nt
Organism: Acanthoscelides obtectus
Lineage: Eukaryota; Metazoa; Arthropoda; Insecta; Coleoptera; Chrysomelidae
Source: the annotation of a GenBank genome assembly